AUGAAAAUCUUAGAAUCGAGGUGCUAAUUUCAGGAUGGCUCUAUUUCUUGGUUUGGAAUCAGAGACUUUUCAUUAUUCAUUGAUAAUAUUAUUGAAGAAUAUUAAUGUAAAGACUUCAACAUUUAACCAUUUGAUGGAAGUUUCUCUAAUCUAUAUGAUUGUAAUUUUGGUUAUAAUAAUUGUGUAAAAGGAAUCUGCAUCAACUGUUUAGAUGGCUGGUAUUUGGACACACAAGAUAUUUGUAUCUCUGUGGUUAUCAAAAAUUAAUGUUAAAUGAAGUUUGUUAUGAUGAUAACUCUAUUUCAUAUGAUAAUUGUCAUCAUUGCUAGUUUUCUUGUCCAUAAAAUUGCAUUCUUUGUUUUUUUGGUGUUUGCAAAGAAUGUGAAAAAAAUCCUAUUUUCUUAUAGAAGAUAAGUGUAUACCUAAUUAAUAGAAUGGUGAAAACUUUGUUGAACAAAUAGAAACUGAUUUUUUUCAAUAAUUGGGAUGUUUUUCCAGAUUUUUUAAUUAUUUAAGAUUAUUAAUAAGAUAGUUUAACUGAAUGUAAUAAAGGUUCUAAAUUUUCACCCAGCAAAAGACAAUGUGUUGAAAUUUGCAAUUGUUAAGAUUUAGUUAGCUUAUAAAAUAAUGAUUGUUAUAAUUUUGUAUAAAACUGCUAAUUAGAAUGUUUAAUGCUUGUUUUGAGGGAUGGAAGUUGGUUAAUCAUAAAUGCUAGCAAAUUUGCGGAGACAAUUAAGUCGCAUUAUAUUCUUAUGAAUAGUGUGAUGAUGGAAAUCAAUCUAUUGAUGAUGGAUGCCAUGAAUGUUAAUUUUAAUGCGGAUUAUUUUGUUAAUUUUGCGAUAAGGAAUUAAAUUGUAUCAUAUGUGAACCAAAUUUCAAACUGGUACAUCAUGCAUGUGAACCAAUAUGCGGUGAUAAAAUAGUCAUAAAUGGAUUAGAGGAAUGUGAUGAUGGAAAUGAUAUUAAAUAUGAUGGUUGUUAUGAAUGUUAAUUUUAAUGUAGAUUUGGCUGUAAAAUUUGUGAAUCUGGCAAAUGCGAAGUUAUGUGUAAAGUUGAUUGUAUUAAAAUGUUCCAACUGAAAGUGAAGAAAUUGAACCAGAGCAAUCUGAAUGCAAAAAUGAUUGCUUAGUUUGCGACGGGGAUCUUUGUCUCGAAUACUAACCAGAUGAGAUUUUGGAAAUAAUCAGUUUUUCUUCUGUGGAGAUGGAAUUAUAGCCCAAGACGAAGAAUGUGAUGAUGGAAAUAGGAUCAAUUCGGAUGGAUGUUCGAAUUAAUGUAAAAUAGAAAAGAAUUGGAAUUGUUUAGAAACCAUUUCAUUUUUAAGUUAAUGUUUCCCAAUGGCUAAAAUUUCGAUUACAACUAUUUAGGUUAUUUGAGAAAAUUAUUAUAAUAGUAGAUCGAAAAUAGUAUCAAAUUUAUAAAAAAGCCUUCAGCGGUAGAAUUCUACCCUGCGCAGAUAAACCCAAUGUAUUUCAAGUACACCGCCUUAACCACUCGGUCAAAUUGA
Paramecium octaurelia is the source of this 1507-nucleotide messenger RNA. NCBI's taxonomy places the organism in Eukaryota, Ciliophora, Oligohymenophorea, Peniculida, Parameciidae. The record is from the annotation of a GenBank genome assembly.